CCGUCCCGGUGCGCGUGCGCACUGUCCCCUCUCGGGGAGGUUCGCUAGUGUCCUCGCAAGUCCGCAACUGCGGGGGCACCGGGGGGCCCAGCCGCGCCCGGGGAGGCGGAGGUCGCCCCGCCAUGCGCUGGGGGCUGCGCCUUCGCGGGUCGGGCCCGGCGGCCCUGUCCGCUGCCCGGAAUCUGUGGAGGCCGCCUCGCCUGCCCGGACGCCUGGGCUGGAGAGCGACGCCGUGGAGGCUGCCGGUGCGGCCGGUAACCGGGGCCCAUGACCAGCCGCAGAACCCGAGCAGCGGCCAGUACCGGGACUCGGUGCUGCUGCCGCAGACCCGCUUUCCCAUGAAGCUGCUGGGCCGCCAGCAGCCCGACACGGAGAUGGAGAUCCAGCAGGAGUGUGGAUUUUCAGAACUUUAUUCAUGGCAAAGAGAAAGAAAAAUAAAGACAGAAUUUUGUCUUCAUGAUGGGCCUCCUUAUGCUAAUGGUGACCCCCAUGUCGGACAUGCUUUAAAUAAGAUUCUGAAAGACAUUGUCAAUAGGUACCAUAUGAUGAGAGGUUCCAAAAUACAUUUUGUACCGGGCUGGGAUUGUCAUGGGUUACCCAUUGAAAUGAGAGUAUUAUCAGGACCCGGUAGAAAAGUUCAGGAUCUUUCACCUAUGGAAAUUAGAGAGAAAGCUAGAUCAUUUGCUAAAGCAGCAAUUGAGAAACAGAAAUCCGCAUUUAUCCGUUGGGGAAUAAUGGCAGAUUGGGAUAAUUGCUACUAUACAUUUGAUAAAAAAUAUGAAGCCAAACAGUUGAGAAAUUUUUACCAACUGUAUGAAAAGGGUUUAAUUUAUCGAUCUUACAAACCUGUGUUUUGGUCUCCCUCAUCAAGAACCGCAUUGGCUGAAGCUGAGCUGGAAUAUAAUUUGGAACAUGUCAGUCAUGCCAUAUAUGUAAAAUUCCCUCUCCUGAAACCUUCUUCUAAGUUAACUUCUCUUACAGCAGGCACAUCUGCUAGUUUUUUAAUCUGGACCACCCAGCCAUGGACAAUUCCAGCCAAUCAGGCAGUUUGUUAUAUGCCAGAUUCAAAGUAUGCAGUAGUAAAGUGUUCCAAAUCUGGAGACCACUACAUACUGGCUGCAGAUAAAGUAACAUCUGUUGCUUCUGUUUUGGAAACAACAUUUGAGGUUAUAUCAACAUUUUCAGGCGAAGACUUGGAAAGUAGUACUUGUGCUCAUCCAUUAAUUCCUGAUAAGGAGUCUCCUCUUCUACCUGCAAAUCAUGUCACCAUGACAAAAGGAACAGGAUUGGUUCACACAGCCCCAGCUCAUGGAAUGGAAGAUUACAGUGUAGCUGUUCAGCACAACUUGUCCACGGAUUGUUUAGUGAAUGAAGAAGGAGUUUUUACUGAUGAAGCAGGUCCUGAACUUAAACACAAGGCUGUUCUUGAAGAGGGAACAGAUAUAGUUAUAAAGAUGCUUCAAGCCACAAAGAAUUUAUUGAAAGAAGAAAAAUUGGUGCACAGUUAUCCUUAUGACUGGAGGACUAUGAAGCCAGUGGUCAUUCGUGCCAGCAAGCAGUGGUUUAUAAAUAUCACAGAUAUUAAAACUACAGCCAAGGAAUUGCUAAGAAAAGUGAAAUUCAUUCCUGCGUCAGCACAGAGUGCCAUGAUUGAAAUGAUGGACAGGCGGCCAUAUUGGUGUAUAUCAAGGCAGAGAGUUUGGGGCGUUCCAAUUCCUGUGUUUCAUCAUAAGACAAAAGAUGAAUACCUGAUCAACAGCCAAACGAUUGAUCAUAUUACUAAACUGGUAGAAGAGCAUGGCAGUGAUAUCUGGUGGACUCUUCCCCCCGAGCAGCUUCUUCCCAAAGAAGUUUUAUCAAAGGUUGGUGGUGCUGAUGACUUGGAAUAUGUACCAGGUCAGGAUAUUUUGGACAUCUGGUUUGAUAGUGGAAUUUCAUGGUCUCAUGUUCUUCCAGGUAAUGAACAAAGAGCAGAUUUGUACUUGGAAGGAAAAGACCAGCUUGGUGGUUGGUUUCAGUCUUCCUUGUUAACAAGUGUGGCUCUAAAGAAACAAGCACCUUUUAAGACUGUGAUGAUUCAUGGAUUCACUCUUGGUGACAAGGGAGAAAAGAUGUCCAAGUCUCUUGGGAAUGUUAUUGACCCAGAUAUUGUCAUCAAUGGGGGGCAGGAUCAAAGGAAAGAGCCUCCCUAUGGUGUUGAUGUCCUUCGCUGGUGGGUGGCCGAGUCCAACAUCUUCUCUGAAGUGACCAUUAACCCUUCCGCACUUAAUGCAGCCAGGGAUGACAUUAGCAAGCUUAGAAAUACACUCCGCUUUCUUUUGGGAAAUGUGGCUGGCUUCAAUCCAGAAACAGAUUCCGUCCAUGUCAAUAACAUGUAUGUCAUAGACCAGUAUAUGCUACACUUACUGCAGGACUUAGCAAAUAAGAUCACGGAAUCAUAUAAACAGUAUGACUUUGGAAAAGUUAUUCGGCUAUUACGAGCAUUUUAUACCAGAGAACUCUCUAACUUUUAUUUCAGUAUAAUCAAAGAUAGACUUUAUUGUGAAAAUGCCAGCGACCCCAAGCGACGCUCCUGCCAGACUGCAUUAGCUGAGAUUUUGGAUGUCAUAGUUCGUUCUUUUGCUCCCAUUCUCCCACACUUGGCUGAAGAGGUAUUCCAGCACAUACCUUAUGCUACGGAACCCAAGAGUGUUUUCCGUACUGGAUGGAUUCAUACAAGUUCAAUCUGGAAGAAGCCUGGGUUGGAGGAAGCAAUAGAGAGUGCGUGUGCAAUGAGAGAUUCAUUUCUUAAAAGCAUCCCUGGAAAAAAUGCCGCUGAGUAUGAAGUUAUCAUUGUAAUAGAGCCUGGACUGCUCUUUGAGAUAAUAGAGAUGCUACAAGCUGAGGAGACUUCCAGCAGCUCUCAGUUAAAUGAAUUAAUGAUGGCUUCCCAGACAACUUUACUCUCUCAGGAACCUCGGACAUUAGCUGCAGAUGUCACUGAGCUUAAGGGAACAUUCCUGAUCAAUUUGGAAGGUGGGGAUAUUCGGGAAGAGUCUUCAUAUAAAGUGAUAGUCGUGCCAACCACCAAAGAAAAGUGCCCUCGUUGCUGGAAGUACACAGCCACGUCUUCAGGCACUCUCUGUCCUCGAUGUGCAGAAGUUGCUGGAAAGUAGCAUCUGACUGGAUGGAUGGUUCUGAGCAAAAGCGCCCCAACAGCACUGCUGGGAAGUGAGGUGGACUGAUUUCAAUACUGAGGAUAAAUCUCCAGAGGCUCAAGUAGUGGGUGGAGGAAUAAAGGUCAGAGCUAGAACUGCAAGUUGUUCCUGUAAGUAGAUAACAUGUGUGUAUAUAACCUGUGGGGAAAAGAUACAUGCAGAUGGAUAUGGCUGUAAACAAUGAACUCACUCGGUACACAGCUAUUGAACAUGCCUGCCUUCAGAUAGGACUGAAAAGAAAAUGUUUUAUAUUUUAUAAAUCUUUUUGACUCAGUAUUUAAUAUGCUUAAAAAAUAAAGGCCUUCUACUGA
Erinaceus europaeus (western European hedgehog) is the source of this 3508-nucleotide messenger RNA. It is a transcript of the gene IARS2, whose product is annotated as isoleucyl-tRNA synthetase 2, mitochondrial. Gene Ontology annotation, molecular function: tRNA binding; isoleucine-tRNA ligase activity; ATP binding. Lineage: Eukaryota; Metazoa; Chordata; Mammalia; Eulipotyphla; Erinaceidae. The record is from RefSeq and is a predicted model, not a curated record. Gene Ontology annotation, cellular component: cytosol. Gene Ontology annotation, biological process: isoleucyl-tRNA aminoacylation. The transcript is spliced from 23 exons. Bases 123 to 3155 code for a protein of 1010 amino acids.